AUGGCGCAAGUACCAGUCCAGACGAUCCAUAGGGAUCCCCAGUUAUUCUACUGGAUCCUCUUCCCCAUCACCAUAGUCAUGAUCCUCACCGGCAUCCUCCGCCACUACGCCACAGUCCUCAUGUCCUCCGCCCCCAAACCCCUCGACCUCCGCUCCACCCGCGAGCAGCGUUCCCUCCUCCACGGCAUCUCCCUCCGCACCAACUUCCACGUCCUCUCUCCCCGCUCCUUCCACUCCCGCCGCGACGCCGUCAUCACCGCCUACGAAUCAGGCGCAUACCUCAAAGACCCAGAGAGAAAGGGUCAGCCCCCGGCAAACCCAAUGACAGACCCGAGCUCGAUGGACGGGAUGAUGGGCAUGAUGAAGAACCAGAUGGCUAUGAUCAUCCCCAACACGCUGAUCAUGAGCUGGAUCAAUGCUUUUUUCAGCGGUUAUGUUAUUAUGAAAUUACCCUUCCCCCUGACCAUCAAGUUCAAGAGUAUGCUUCAGGCUGGUGUGGGAACCAAGGACAUGGACCCGAGGUGGAUGUCAAGUAUCAGUUGGUACUUUUUGUGCAUGUUUGGUUUGCAGUCUGUGUUCAACUUUUUGCUUGGCAAUGACAAUGCUGCUAGCCAAAUGGCUCAGCAGAUGGGCCAGAUGGGCCCUCAGGCGCCACAAAUGUUUGGCCCUGGUGUUGACCCCAAUAAGCAGUUCCUGGCCGAGGCGGAGAACCUGGCUGUGAUUGAACACCAUUCGGUUCUGCACGGUGUCGAACAGCGGCUUCUUGAGGGAAUUAGGGUAUAA
This is a messenger RNA of Podospora anserina S mat+, 783 nucleotides long. RefSeq lists its product as uncharacterized. The record is from RefSeq and is a predicted model, not a curated record. Gene Ontology annotation, biological process: protein folding in endoplasmic reticulum. Lineage: Eukaryota; Fungi; Ascomycota; Sordariomycetes; Sordariales; Podosporaceae. The transcript is spliced from 4 exons. Gene Ontology annotation, cellular component: membrane; EMC complex. Bases 1 to 783 code for a protein of 260 amino acids.